Messenger RNA from Siniperca chuatsi (mandarin fish), 2092 nucleotides. It is a transcript of the gene mipol1, whose product is annotated as mirror-image polydactyly 1. The transcript has 14 exons. Bases 288 to 1658 code for a protein of 456 amino acids. The record is from RefSeq and is a predicted model, not a curated record. NCBI's taxonomy places the organism in Eukaryota, Metazoa, Chordata, Actinopteri, Centrarchiformes, Sinipercidae.
CAGAAGGUGGCGGUAAUGCACCUAAAGGCUGUUUGCCAACCGCCAUUAAACGGCGUAGAAGAAGAAGAGCAGCAGUGUUUGUUUUUGUCUCGUUGGCUCUAAAUUUCCAUCAAACUUUAACAGAAACUUCUGUUAAAACACCGGAAUCAGAAGAUUUCAGCGGAUUUUCCUCCGGGAGAGAACCGGGACUGUUCAGCGGGACACGAGAAACCAGUUCAGAGAUUCCAGUGGAGACCGGUCUGUCAGCAUGGACGCCCAGCAAGGAGCUCAGGGACUCUCUGGUGGACAUGUACACAGCUAAUCCCAGAGUGAACGUGGAGCUGCGACAGCGUCUGCCUUCACCUGCAGCACAGCAGCUCAGCAGCCCCGACAGAUCUGGGAUCAGCCUGAGUCUGGACCACGCUGACCGGCCUCAGGCCCCUCAGUACCUCCAGGAGCCUCCAACCUCCUGCCCCCCCUCCCCUCUGUCCCACAGGAGGUCCGUGUCUCCUGUCUCUCCGUGGUCCUCCAGACCUCCAGGAGGUGCAGGGGAGAUGGAGAUGAACCUGUCCACCAGCCGAGGCCCUUCUCCUCGGACAGAGAGUUGUGGAGACGGCCCUGAUGGAGGAAGAGCAUCCAGAGGUCCUGGUAGUCCCGCCUUCAGAAGACACCUGGUCAGCACUGACGACAGCUCUCAUCAGGAAGUCAUGUUCGGUCCGAACACGGCCUCUGGGCGAGUUCAGACCUUUGAUCGAGACAAAAACAUCUCGUUUUUACUGAAGGAGCUUGACGCUCUGAGAGACAUCAACAAGAAGCUGCAGGAUCAGCUGGUCCAGAAGGAGAAUGAGCUGCAGAGGAGGGAGGUGGAGGAGGAGCUGAGGGAGGAGCAGAGGGAGGCCCGAGGCUGGGAGAGACCUGCAGCGGUGUUGGAGGAGGUGUUAGCUGCUCAAAAGGACAGAGAUCAGGCUCUGAUGUCACGACUCCUGCUGGCCAAUGAGGAGAGAGACGAGGCUCUGCUUCGUGCACGGCAACUGCAGCAGGCCGCCGAGUUGGACAAUAUUCCCCUCGAGGACACCGACAUGGACGUUGACAGGCUCCUUCAGUGUGUUUGUGACGCUGACUCCGUCCAGGAAGUCGAACAGUUCGGUUCAGUUCUGGUUCAGCGUUUGCGGUUGGCGAGGCAACGGAGAAAUGACAUCACCGCUCAGGAGAUGAAGGCUGUGAUGGAGGACAGAGACGGCUCUGUCGCCAAGUGUAAACGGUUGGAACAGGAUCUGAUUCAGGAGAGAGAGCAGAGGACGAGCGAGGAGGAGCUGCUGAGGCUUCAGAGAGAGAAAGGCAGAGCUCUGGAGGACCGACGACGCCUGGAGGCGGAGCUACAGGUGCUACGAGCCACUCACAGCUCUCAGGACCUCCUCACCCCUCCUCCCUCGUUGCCAAGUGACGGCGUCUCUCCAGCAGGUUCGUUGGCGGCAGCUCAUCAGGCUCCGCCCCCACAGGCCCCAUCCCUGCUGGUCCAGUUUCAGCAGCUGUCAAAGGAGAAGCAGAGCGUGGAGGCGGAGCUUCAACGCUGUCAGGAGGCGGAGCGAGAGGCCAGCGAGAGAGUCCGCAGGUUGGAGCGUCUGGUUGAGGUUUUGAGGAAGAAAGUUGGGACAGGAAGUCUCCGAGCCGUCAUCUAAUCUCCUAAAUGUUCUAUUUUAAUUCUUUUUAUAAAGUUAUUAUUUUAUCUAUUUUCUUCCUUCAGGUUUUUGUUUAGUAAGAAGUUCUGCAGCUCUCUUAUUAUUACUGUUUAUAUGCAGUUUUAUUAUGUAUUUCAUAUUCAUAUUAUGAACCUACAGAUGUUUCUCUUUUUCAAUGUUUUUGUUUUUUUUUCCUCGUUUAGUAUCUUAAAAUUAUUAUAAAACCAAAAAAACUUCUUUGCAGUUAUAAAGUUUUUGUUUUUCAGUAAAUGUUUGUGUUCAGAUGUGAUUAUGAAAUAUUACUAAUAAGAUAUUUCAACUGACAGUAUAAUCAGCUGUUUGUUGUAACGGAAGAGAUUUGAUUUGUUUUUCUGCUUUAUUUUUAAUAUCAUCUGUACUUUUAUCAUACUUUAUAAUAAAUAUGAGUGUAUUCA